Molecule: messenger RNA, 1473 nt
Organism: Drosophila grimshawi
Lineage: Eukaryota; Metazoa; Arthropoda; Insecta; Diptera; Drosophilidae
Gene: Idgf1
Product: chitinase-like protein Idgf1
Exons: 2
Coding region: 100-1422 (440 amino acids)
Biological process (GO): chitin catabolic process; carbohydrate metabolic process
Cellular component (GO): extracellular region
Molecular function (GO): chitin binding
Source: RefSeq, a predicted model, not a curated record
CUCAUUCGAGAAUCGACUCGCAAGUAAGUACAAUCGUAUUUAGACAGUUGCGAUUAUACACUCAGAAAGUCAACACUUGCUCUGCGAUAUUUGCACAAAAUGAAGCUAUUACUUUGGAGCUUGCUGGGCGUGCUGAGUUUAACACACGCCGCUAUCAAUGGCAAUUCGAAUCUGAUUUGCUACUAUGAUUCGAGGUCAUUUUUGCGCCUGGGUUUGGCCAAACUGGACACCGCCAAUUUGGAGCUGGCCAUGCAGUUCUGUACACAUCUUGUCUAUGGCUAUGUGGGAUUGAAGCCCGACACCCAUGAGGUGUUCAGCUUGAAUGUCGAUCUGGAUAUGUUUCACUUCAAGGACAUAACAGAAUUGCGCAACAAAUUUCCACACCUGAAGGUGCUACUGAGCAUUGGCGGUGAUCAUGAUGUGGACGAGUCGCAUCCCAACAAGUAUCUCGAUCUCCUCGAGGCGAAUCGGACAGCACAACAGAACUUUAUUGACAGCAGUAUGGUGCUGCUGCGUAGAAAUGGCUUCGAUGGCCUGGACUUGGCCUUCCAGUUUCCCAAAAACAAGCCGAGAAAAGUGCAUGGCUCCAUUGGCAGUUACUGGAAACAGUUUAAGAAAUUGUUCACCGGUGAUUUCAUUGUGGAUCCUUCGGCCGAUCAGCACAAGGAACAGUUCACAGAUCUGGUGAUGAACUUAAGAAAUGCAUAUCAGAGCGCCAAUCUGAUGUUGACACUGACCGUGCUGCCCAAUGUGAACUCAACUUGGUAUUUUGACGUGCCCAAGCUGCAUCCCAAACUGGACUUUAUCAACGUGGCUGCAUUUGACUUUCUCACACCCUUCCGCAAUCCCGAGGAAGCAGACUUCACAGCCCCAAUCCUCCAUUUGGAUGAGCAGCAGCGUCAACCCCAUCUCAAUGUAGAUUUUCAGUUAAACUACUGGCUGCAACACCAGUGUCCACCUCGGAAACUGCAUUUGGGCAUAGCCAGCUAUGGACGUGCCUGGAAACUGACCACAGACUCGGGCCUAAGUGGCUUGCCGGUGGUUCCGUCUACCGAUGGGGCUGGCCCAGGUGGACUUCAAGUAGCCAGCAACGAAGGCUUGCUAAGUUGGCCCGAGAUAUGCGCAAUGCUGCCCUUCAAUCAGACAGCUGUUUAUCGGGGUGCCGCAGCACCGUUACGCAAGGUCACAGACCUGACACAGAAAUACGGCAACUAUGCCAUGCGUCCGGCUGAUGAGAACGGCGAGCACGGACUGUGGGUUAGCUUCGAUGAUCCCGACUUUGCGGGCAUCAAAGCGUCCUAUGCCAAAAGCAAGAACCUUGGCGGGGUUGCUAUCUUCGAUCUGAGCUGUGACGACUUCCGUGGUCUUUGCACCGGCCAAAAGUAUCCCAUAGUGCGUUCGGUUAAAUAUCUUCUGGGUUAAUUUGUAGUUGAUGUAGUUUUCAUAAAUAAAAAACCUAUUUUUUUAUUCUAA